Messenger RNA from Anisakis simplex (herring worm), 978 nucleotides. The record is from the annotation of a GenBank genome assembly. NCBI's taxonomy places the organism in Eukaryota, Metazoa, Nematoda, Chromadorea, Rhabditida, Anisakidae.
AUGCUCAAGCAUACACACCGCAUGAAGAAACUGAUUCUUGACGGAUUUCAGCAAUGGCAAAGCUAUAAAAGCGAACACAAUAAAGUGUACGAUGACGAAGAGACUGAGAAUAGAUAUAUGCUAGCGUUUUUAUCGAACCUUGAAGCGAUACACAAACAUAAUGAACUCUUUAAACGAGGCGAAAGCACUUUCGAAAUGGACGUCAAUCACAUCGCAGAUCUGCCAUUCGACGAAUAUCGAAAGCUGAAUGGAUUCAGACGAACGUUUGGUGACGCCAGACGUAACGCAACAGCCACUUUUAUGCCACCUUACAACACGAAAGUACCUGACCACUGGGACUGGCGAGAUCAUGGCUACGUUACUGAAGUUAAAAAUCAGGGUAUGUGCGGUAGUUGUUGGGCGUUCAGUUCAACGGGUUCACUCGAGGGUCAGCAUAAACGCAAAUUCGACAAGUUAGUCUCGCUAUCUGAACAGAAUUUGGUUGACUGUUCUCGAAAAUAUGGUAAUAACGGUUGCAAUGGUGGUCUAAUGGACAAUGCAUUCACAUAUAUCAAAGAGAACCAUGGUGUCGAUACAGAAGUAUCAUAUCCAUAUAAGGGAAGAGAUAUGAAAUGUCAUUUCAAUAGAAAAACUGUUGGUGCAGAUGACAAUGGCUUUUUUGAUUUGCCAGAGGGCGAUGAAGAGGCCUUGAAGGUUGCAGUUGCCACUCAGGGUCCGAUUUCGGUGGCUAUCGAUGCCGGACAUCAAAGUUUCCAAAUGUACAAAAAAGGUGUUUACUACGAGCCAGAAUGCAGUCCUGAAAAUCUUGAUCACGGUGUACUUGUUGUGGGAUAUGGCACCGAUGAUGAUGGUAGCGAUUAUUGGAUCAUUAAAAACAGUUGGGGAAUGAUGUGGGGCGAAAAAGGUUAUAUACGUAUGGCGAGAAAUCGUGACAAUCACUGCGGUAUCGCAACUAAGGCCAGUUAUCCAAUCGUAUAA